Molecule: messenger RNA, 1981 nt
Organism: Lipotes vexillifer (Yangtze River dolphin)
Lineage: Eukaryota; Metazoa; Chordata; Mammalia; Artiodactyla; Lipotidae
Gene: SERINC1
Product: serine incorporator 1
Exons: 10
Coding region: 85-1446 (453 amino acids)
Cellular component (GO): membrane
Source: RefSeq, a predicted model, not a curated record
CUUGUAGUUAGUAAAUAAGCACGAAAAGGCGAGAGGAGCUGUCUCCAUCUUGUUGGCAUCUGCUACUCCUGCGACGCCGUGGAAAUGGGGAGCGUCUUGGGGCUGUGCUCCAUGGCGAGCUGGAUACCAUGUUUGUGUGGCAGUGCCCCAUGUUUGCUGUGCCGAUGCUGUCCUAGUGGAAACAACUCCACUGUAACUAGGUUGAUCUAUGCCCUUUUUUUGCUUGUUGGAGUGUGUGUAGCUUGUGUAAUGUUGAUACCUGGAAUGGAAGAACAACUAAAUAAGAUUCCUGGAUUUUGUGAGAAUGAGAAAGGAGUGGUCCCUUGUAAUAUUCUGGUUGGCUAUAAAGCUGUAUACCGUUUGUGCUUUGGCUUGGCUAUGUUCUACCUACUCCUAUCUCUAUUAAUGAUCAAAGUGAAGAGCAGCAGUGAUCCUAGAGCUGCAGUACACAAUGGAUUCUGGUUCUUUAAAUUUGCUGCAGCAGUUGCAAUUAUUAUUGGGGCCUUCUUCAUUCCAGAAGGAACUUUUACAACUGUGUGGUUUUACGUAGGCAUGGCAGGUGCCUUUUGCUUCAUUCUCAUACAGCUAGUCUUACUCAUUGAUUUUGCCCAUUCAUGGAAUGAAUCAUGGGUUGAAAAAAUGGAAGAAGGGAACUCAAGAUGUUGGUACGCAGCUUUGUUAUCAGCUACAGCUCUGAAUUAUCUGCUGUCUUUAGUUGCUAUCGUCCUGUUUUUUGUUUACUAUACUCAUCCAGCCAGUUGUGCAGAAAAUAAAGCGUUCAUCAGUGUCAACAUGCUCCUCUGCCUUGGUGCUUCUAUAAUGUCUAUACUGCCAAAAAUCCAAGAAUCACAACCAAGAUCUGGUUUGUUACAGUCUUCGGUAAUUACAGUCUACACAAUGUAUUUGACAUGGUCUGCUAUGACUAAUGAACCAGAAACAGAGUGCAACCCAAGUCUACUGAGCAUAAUUGGAUAUAAUACAACAAGCACUGUCCCAAAGGAGGGACAGUCUGUACAGUGGUGGCAUGCUCAAGGAAUUAUUGGACUAAUCCUCUUUUUACUGUGUGUGUUUUAUUCAAGCAUCCGUACUUCAAACAAUAGUCAGGUUAAUAAACUGACUCUAACAAGUGAUGAAUCAACAUUAAUAGAAGAUGGUGGAGCCAGAAGUGACGGAUCACUGGAGGAUAGAGAUGAUGUUCACCGAGCUGUAGAUAAUGAAAAGGAUGGUGUCACUUACAGUUACUCCUUCUUUCACUUUAUGCUUUUCCUGGCUUCGCUUUAUAUCAUGAUGACCCUUACCAACUGGUACAGGUAUGAGCCUUCUCGUGAGAUGAAAAGUCAAUGGACAGCUGUCUGGGUGAAAAUCUCUUCUAGUUGGAUUGGCAUUGUGCUGUAUGUUUGGACACUGGUGGCACCACUUGUUCUUACAAAUCGUGAUUUUGACUGAAUGGGACUUCUGGCAUGAAAGUCUCACUUUGAUCAUCACUUAUUUGAAAUUAACAGUAUUCCCAACUUUUGUAAAGUUGCGUAUAUGUGUGCCUCCCCUGUAACUUCUUCAGUGUUCUGGCAUGAAUUAGAUUUUACUGCUUGCCAUUUUAUUCAUUAUAGUCUUGCCAAGCACAUUGAUAGGUGUUUUAGAUUGAAGCAGUUCUGAGUAUGUUGGUGGUGGUAAGUUAGAAGUGGUUUAUCCUUUGCUCAGUACCUGUGAAAAGAAUAAAAACAAAACUGCUUGACAGUUUGAUUUUUAAAUUGUGUUAGAACUUAUGCUGUUUUAGAAAAAUACGAAAUUUAUGGCUGCCUUCUGAAAUAUUUGAUGCCUUGCCCUACAGGAUACUGCAAAGAACAUGGCUAUCCUAAAAUUGUAUAAACAAGUCAGUUACAUGCCAGUUUUCUAAAAAAUCUUUUCAGAUUUUUCCCUUGAUAGGAAGAGAAGGAACUUACACAGGUGUGGAGUGUUUGAUUGACAACAGUGUAGCUUAUGG